ACACAACAUCUGUAUAGCCUCCUGUUACUCCAUUUUCCUCUUGCCCUUGGGGUCAACAAUCAUGGCGGCUCUCUCCAACUCCUUGAUCUUUCUGUGCUUCCUCUUGCUGCCUGGGGUCCUGGCUUUUGCAGGUCCCCAUGGAGAAAGUUAUCCAUGUCCAUAUGAUUGUCCACCACAGAAGGAGACUCACCUACACAUGUACUUGCACCAAUUCCCUGCUUGGGCAAAUGUCACAAACCCUAAUGAAGUAGCUUGGCAAGGAUGGGUUGCUGACCACUGGUUGCUAACAAAGGGACCAGAUCCCAAUAACAAUAUAGUCGGGCGCGCGAGAGGCUUCCAUUUGUUAACUGGUGAAACCAGCAAGGACUGGUACAUUUCUCACAUCUACGUAUUCCAGGACAACAGGUUUGCAGGUUCCACAAUUCAAGUUUUAGGGAUGCUUGAUGGUGAGUGGUCAAUUAUUGGUGGCACCCAAGCCUUCUAUAAUGCACGUGGCUACAUAAAAUACAAAGAAAUCCCGAGUACCGUGAGUAGUAUCACUGAUAUUGUACGAGAGCUUGAUGUUCAUAUAUUUACUCCCGACGCUUCAACAGCGGUUAAUGGUGUUGCUGUGUCUAUUUGAAGUGCAACGGGUUACAUCGAAUUGUGCCCUCAGAAAGCAAGUUUUCUGGAGUACCUAUUAAGUUCAUAAUUUGAAGGAAUAAUAUGUUCAAGUGGAAGCUUUCGCAAAGUGGAAUACUUGUAUGUCCCUUUUCCCUUCUUUGGCUACCUCUUUUGAGAUGUUAGUUGCCAACUCGAAUUCAUGUAAUCCGGCGGGGAGCUGAUCGGUACUGUUGUUUGAAGCUAUGCGGUGUCAAUGCACUAGCAGCCUUUCUAUUUCU
This is a messenger RNA of Panicum hallii, 881 nucleotides long. RefSeq names its product dirigent protein 1-like. Lineage: Eukaryota; Viridiplantae; Streptophyta; Magnoliopsida; Poales; Poaceae. The record is from RefSeq and is a predicted model, not a curated record. The transcript is spliced from 3 exons. Bases 62 to 622 code for a protein of 186 amino acids.